UCACGUUCCCGCUGACCGUUGACCGCCAUACCGGUGUCCCCGGCGGUCCCGCCGCACCUGCCUUCCCUGCCCCUCCCCGGCUCGGGUCCCCGCAGCACCCCGCCGAGCCGGGGAGGGGACGUGCUCCUGCCGGGCGCCCGGAGGCUGCAGGGGGUGCGGAGUCGGCCCGCCCCGAGGGGCGUGAGCAGGGGCGGAGCCACGGACUUCGGACUCGCGGCCCUGCUGAGCCCAGCCGCGUCUGGAAAUGGCGAUGCCGGCUUUCUGGCUCGAGGUGCGCGACUCCUGCACCUCCAUGGGCCUGAUGAUGUCGGUGGUGCUGCUCGUGGGGGUGGCCCGCGUGUGUGUGCGGCAGCAUGUGCAGCGGGCCGCGCUGCACGCCUUCCUGUUGGAGCUGCUGGCCACCUUUCAGCUGUGCCUCUGCACGCACGAGCUGCAGUUGCUGGGCGAGCAGGAGCCCCCGCACUCUAGCUGGCCCCUGACGCUCAUCUACUUCUUCUCGCUGGUGCAUGGGUUGACUCUGGCCGGCACAUCCAACAACCCGUGCGGCUUGCUGAUGCAGAUUCUGCUAGGGGCCAUGACCCCCUCUACGGGGCUCCUCAAGCUGGGGGCCCAGCUCAUCGGGGCCCUGAGCAGCAAGCUGUGCGUCGUGGGCCUGUGGAACCUGGAGUUGGCCCGCUUCCACGAUAGCGACAGGAGCUUCGUUUGCAGGAGUCCCAUCCAGGUGGACCUGGCCAAGGCCUUCUUCGUCGAGAGCCUCUGCUCCUUUAUCUUCCACAGUGCCCUGCUGCACUUCCAGGAGGUCCGCGCCACGCUGCGCAUCCACCUGCUCUCGGCGCUAAUCACCUUUUUGGUCUAUGCAGGAGGAAGUCUGACAGGAGCUAUAUUCAAUCCAGCUUUGGCACUUUCACUACAUUUCAAGUGUUUCAGUGAAGCUUUUUUUCAGUUUCUUAUGAUAUAUUGGCUGGCUCCUUGUUUAGGUGUAUUGAUGGUGAUCUUGACAUUCAGCUUCUUUCUGCCAUGGUUGCAUAACAACCAGAGGAAUAAUAAAAAUGAGUGACUUUUCUAAAAGCCUCAGAUUAAGUUACAGGAUAGUGGAGCUGGAUAUGAAAAAGAUUUUAUCACCUCACAUUCAACACGUUGGCUGCACUGGACUCCCCAAUGUUAGUGUCCCCUGAGGGACUCUCUAUAGUCUUCCAUCAUUGAGACUUAGGAAACUUACUGUGAAAUGAGGUAUCCUGUGUUUGUUCUUUUGAGUGUGCAUUAAAUGCUGCUAGAAAAGUCUCAUGACAUUGA
Molecule: messenger RNA, 1293 nt
Organism: Sorex fumeus (smoky shrew)
Lineage: Eukaryota; Metazoa; Chordata; Mammalia; Eulipotyphla; Soricidae
Gene: AQP11
Product: aquaporin 11
Exons: 3
Coding region: 245-1057 (270 amino acids)
Biological process (GO): transmembrane transport
Cellular component (GO): membrane; cytoplasm
Molecular function (GO): channel activity
Source: RefSeq, a predicted model, not a curated record